GUCCGCUUCGCGGUGAGCUUAAUCGUCCGUUCACAUGUGGCAAAAUGGUGUUCAAAUACCGUCUGAUAUCGAACUCCAAAAUUUUGCGGAGAAACGGAUACCUCAACUGUGCCAAGAAAAUCGCAAUUUUAUUCGCGGCAUUGGGGCUAAUAUGGAUCGCUCUGCUGCAAGUGAGACUCUGGAAUUUAUCGAAACUGAAACCGAUGACAGAAGCUUUCCGAGACGAGUGGGACCGAGAAAUAAAAAUCCUGACGAUUGAGGACGAGUCGCGUGACUCUUGGAGAACUCCAGGCGUCGAGAACUGGCGAAUAUUUUCAGCUUAUUUAGAAACUCGGCCGGAAGUCGUUCUCGAAGAGGAUGAUAAGCUAAUCUACUCUGGCAGUGCAUGGGGAUUCGUCAGAAUAAUCGGCAUAGUUCCGGUAUCAGCCGUCGCCACCCAAUUGACCUGCAGCUUCCGCUACCCCUCCGCUAAUCAUACCUCCUACAUCCUGAAGAAGCCAUCAAUCAGAACCGAAUUAGUGGCAUUCGGCGAGAAUUUCGAAAUGUACUACUGCGCCGCUUACAUCCUCUGUCCACUUCCGCAUCCAAACGAAGCUCAUCCGGCCAACAUCCGAUUGCCCGCCGCUGUGACAGUAUCGACCACCCCAGAUCGACCCAUCGACACCCCAGACCCCUCCGAAUUCGUCGCCAUACGAUACCCAAAGGCCGAGGACAAUCGACGAUUGUUUUCCGUUUGUGUGCAGCCGUUUCAUCAUCAGUUUGACAAAGCUGAUGAUCUGAUCGCAUUCAUCGAGUACUACAGGAUGAUGGGAGUCGAUCGUUUCACUUUUUACCGGGACUCGGUGGCCCCGAGGGUCGAUCAAGUCCUGGAGUACUACUCCCACCUGAAUGCAGCUGUUGUCCUCCAGUGGAAGCUAGCGGAUCUCUACGAAUUCGAGAGGAAUCUCCGGGUGGACGGAAUCUACGCGGCUCUGAACGACUGUUUGUACAGGAGCACAUCGUUCGCUGGGUACAGGUACGUCUUGGGGGUUGAUGUUGAUGAAUAUGUCAUGCCGAGGCGGCAUGACAACUUCUCAGAGAUGAUGGAGUAUCUCAAUCAUGAGGGUGGGACUGUUGGAGCAUGGAUUUUCAGGAACGCUUUCUACUAUUUGAUGUAUGACGACGAUGCAGUCACUCUAUCACCUGGAAUUCCCAAGAUAAAUUUCCACAGCAAGACUCGAAGAUGGGAAAAGGUUAAUCCCCCGCACGACCGGAGUAAGUUCAUAGCGCAGGGGAGAGACGUCAUUGAGUUGGGGAAUCAUCGGAUCUGGAGGAUGAAGCGAACUUGGUCGUUAUUCAGAAGGUACAAGGAGGCUGCGGUUGAUCCUGAUGUCGGCACGUCUAAUCACUAUCGCUUCUGCGAGACGGAGAUUGAGACGUGUUGGCAGCGAAAGACAACGAUCGACAGAACAGCGCAUCGCUUCAGCCAGGAGUUGGGCCGGAGGGUGGAGAAUGUUUUUCGUACGGUGUUCGGCGCUAAUGACGGGUGAAAUGUUGCAUAUCACCUGUCGUCAGGAGACGAUAACAAAAUAAAUCAAUUUGUCGGAAUUUCAGGGGAAACAACGGAGGGACGAUGAUGGCCUGUCGAAUGCUGCUCGUUAUGGGUUUGCGAUGGAAAACGUCAAUUCUGGUAGUGGUCAGCAGAUAUUGAAACGAAUCGACUGUUGAUGCAGUGGGGAUUUCAGGAGUGAUUGGUAGUGGACGGGUUAUAUCGAUUUGAACUUGUGGUGAAUGAAAAUUGCAGGGGGAAAAGUCUGACUGGAAACUUGUGCGUCUAGUCUGUGAGGUACAGUUGCUUUUUGGGAAAAUGAAUGAAUUACACUUUUCCCGACCCCCUCCCGAAUCUCACAGAAUGGCCACUAUUUGGUCAUCUUAUUCUGCACUAUAAAUAAGAGAAAUUCAUUAUGAUAAGUCGAUGUUUUCGGCAAGUGGAAUGAUCACUCACCGCUACUAAAAUCAAUGAAUACCUGUGAACGUCUCCGAAUAACCCACAUUACUAAUUAAUCCUUUGCACACUGCUGAAUAUGGGUCAAUUGUCGUUGGUAAAAAUUAAGGAUUUAAUUCACCCACUUUAUAAAUACAUUUUCCGAUACAUUUCCCUUUGUUUGUGGGCGCGUGGAAUUUUUUAACGAGCUUUCGCGCCGGAUUAUUCCCUCCAAGGGGUAAUAUUAAAUCGCCACUGGAAGUGCAUAAAAAUCUGUGCCGGGCAAUCGCAAUUAUUUUUGCGUCGUUGUCAAUAAUCGCUGGUUAGUCGUCCGGGUCGGUGGGCUUCAGGCAGUCGGGCGUAAGUGCCAUUCGCUCACAAUUUUUUUCCAUUUUGUUUGAAGAGACGAUCAUUUUU
Messenger RNA from Diachasma alloeum, 2380 nucleotides. RefSeq lists its product as uncharacterized. The record is from RefSeq and is a predicted model, not a curated record. The transcript is spliced from 5 exons. The coding region runs from base 45 to 1529 and encodes 494 amino acids. Lineage: Eukaryota; Metazoa; Arthropoda; Insecta; Hymenoptera; Braconidae.